CCCAAAGACAUCACAGAGAUUUCAGAAAAUUUUCAAAAAUGAAACCGGAAAAAAUGGAUCCAGACAUUUCCCGGUGGGUCCUCGAAUUCCUCCUCCGAAGUUCCGUUCCCGAUUCCCUCAUUCAAAAAUCACUCACUGUUCUUCCUCUCUCCGCCGCCGAUUCACGUCUCAAGAAAACCCUUCUUCUUCGCACUCUCCAAUCCCUUCUUCUCAAAGCUUCUCUCUCCGAAACCACUCUUCAAAUCUUCGAACUCCUCGAAGAUCUUAACCGAAACGACUCCGUUCCCGUCACCGAUUCCAUGCGUCGCGCUUAUUGCGCCGUUGCUGUUGAGUGCACCGUUAAGUACCUUGCUGCCUCUUCCGACGACCCCGCCGGCGAGUAUUUUGAUGCCGUUCGGAGGAUCUGGCGCGGGCGUGUUGCUGGAAUGGGGGUUGAGGGUCGACGGAGCGAGUUGGUCUCCGGCGAGCUGAGUCAGUGGGGGGAGGACAUUGAGGCGGCGCUUUGGGAUCCUAGGGUUUGUGAGAGGUUGGCGAGUUUGAACAGUAGAAGGGAAGCGUUGAAGGAAGUGAGGGGGUUUUUGGAGGAAGCGUGGGAAAUGAUGGGUCCUUCGUUUCUUGAUUCGGUGGGAGCGUUGUCGAAGGGGAAGGGUUUGUGCCCUGAAGGUGUUUGUGAAAUUGCUUUGAGUGUUGAAGCGCUCAGGAAGCGUGAGGGAGAGUUGGAGGGUUCAAGGAAGGAGAAAAAGGAAUCUUUUGGUGGUGGUGGUGGUGAUAGGAGUGAUGAUAGUGAUGAUGAUGAUGAUGAUGAUAAUAAUGAUAAUGAUGAUCAUGAUCGUGAUGGUGGUGGUGGUGGUGCUAGUGAUGAUGGUGCAUGCAUGGAGGGUGUGGCAGUGCAGGAUGAAAAUCAAGGCAAGGAACCAUUGGAAGAGAGAGUGGUGUUGCCUGCACAGAGAUAUAAAGCAGUUCAGAAAGGGAAUCCUCAGCUUAAACGAAAGCAUUCUGCACUUCGUACAUGUAAUAGGGGAGUUAAAAUAUCUGAUCCAGAGGAAGUGGAGCCAGCAAACAUGUGGAGCCACUACAAAUAUGAUCCAGUGUCUACUGCUGAAGUUAGAAGAGUUCGGGAAUCCCUUAAAUCAAGUUCUUUUGAGUUACGAUCGUUGGUGAAGGAUCCUCUCCCUGAUGCAUUGCAUAUGUCUGAAGUUGUAAGAUCCAAAUUGGCAACUGAAGAUACAAAUUUUGAGCCACUUGUUGAAAAUCAGAGUGAAGAUGUAUAUGUACCAAACCCUGAUGUUUGCAAGAGUAUUGUACCAUUUCAGCCUAAAAAUGAUACCAAUCUUGGGAAGAAAUCUUCUGUUCGCUCUAGUAAUGCUUGUCACCCCAACUUAAUGGAACGGAGAAGUAAUGCUCGUACUUUUGAGUGGGAUGAUUCAAUGGACAACUUGCCUCAAGGAAAACAGCCAAGGAGGAGGAAAAGGAAAUGGACUUCAUUGGAAGAGGAGACACUAAGGGCCGGUGUAAAAAUGUUUGGAGAAGGAAACUGGGCAUCAAUCCGAAAUUUUUACAGUAACAUAUUUGAAAAUAGAAGUGGAGUAUGCAACCUAUGCACCAAAAUGCUUUAUGUUUCUUUCUGGACUCAUGCCUAUAAUAUGACAUAUAUUUUUCUUAUAAUUUUUGAAGGUUGAUCUGAAGGACAAGUGGAGAAACAUGAUACGGUGACACGGUAGAUAUUUGAACAUUCAUGUGUAUAUAUUUUGCGCAGGUAUUUUUUCCUUGCAUUUGUCCUUUAAAAUUGUAUUUCUAUGGAUUAAUAUGGUUGAUAUUUGUAUUAACAUGUGCGGUUUCACAUCUUGCAUGAUCCUUUCUGUUUUGAGAUUUAAGGCAGUAUUCAUCAUUAUGGAAUUGGUCAAUGUAGUAUUGUAAUGAUUCUUUGUUUUUACUUGUGUUUUUUUUUUUUUUAAUUGAAUUUUUCCUGUUUAAUACCCAUGAAAGAUACUAGUCGCUUGUAUUGGUUGUGCCUAGACACUUGGUCGAAAAACAUAUGAUCAAUGUCGGUUUUGUUUUGCUAGACCUGAACUGAAAUGGGUGUUUUGUUAGGGAAGGGAGGGGACUAUCUCCGGCUGUGAAACCUACACCUCAUGAACUGAAAAGAAGAAAAGCUCAAGAUUUAUUUUUCAAAAUGAGGUGAUUGUAAUUUUAAAAAGUACAAAAAAUUUUGCAACUCAGCAUAUUUAAAGAUUAUAUAAUUACGCUCAAAUCAGUGUGUUUUAUCCUGGCACUGGUGAAAUCAUAAUCACGCUACUGGGUACUUUAGAUAAGUUGUAUCAAUGGCUGAUGUCAAGCUAAAAAUCUGCCGUGGAAUUUGGUGGAUGGCAUUUUUAUGGAGGAUGCGUGGCAACCAUAUAAAAAAAGCUACAAAAUAUACAAGGCAAUAAUAAUAACUUACAUGAAGAAAUAAUAAACAAAAUUAAAACAAUUUUUGGCAAGUCAAACUAAGUAAAACUUUCACAAACUAUGAUGUGAAAUAAUGCUACAGGAAGGGCGGAGGGGGACACAAGAAAUACGCAAAGCUUAACCUAAAUAAAGCAA
Molecule: messenger RNA, 2583 nt
Organism: Abrus precatorius (Indian licorice)
Lineage: Eukaryota; Viridiplantae; Streptophyta; Magnoliopsida; Fabales; Fabaceae
Exons: 4
Coding region: 39-1679 (546 amino acids)
Source: RefSeq, a predicted model, not a curated record